This is a messenger RNA of Drechmeria coniospora, 2127 nucleotides long. RefSeq names its product Casein kinase II, regulatory subunit. The record is from RefSeq and is a predicted model, not a curated record. Lineage: Eukaryota; Fungi; Ascomycota; Sordariomycetes; Hypocreales; Ophiocordycipitaceae. The transcript is spliced from 3 exons. Bases 1 to 2127 code for a protein of 708 amino acids. Gene Ontology annotation, cellular component: nucleus. Gene Ontology annotation, biological process: positive regulation of transcription from RNA polymerase II promoter by galactose; DNA-templated transcription. Gene Ontology annotation, molecular function: DNA-binding transcription factor activity, RNA polymerase II-specific; zinc ion binding; RNA polymerase II cis-regulatory region sequence-specific DNA binding.
AUGAUGCGAAGCCAUCCGACUGACCGUCCUCGUCCUCGCAGCAACGAGUGCAAGAGACGCAAGAUCAAGUGCAAUGGCGAAACGCCGUGCCAGCGCUGCGGCAACCUGAACCUCGCCUGCCUCUACGCGCCCAACUGCUGCUCCAACAACUUCAAGGACACGGACGAGUUCAAGGAGGUCAUGACCCAGCUCAACCGCCUGCAGGGAGACGUCAGCUGGCUCAACCAGACCAUUCAAGCCAUGCAGCAGAAUGAAGGACACGGCCGCAUGCACCCCGUCGAUCGCCCGAUGGUCGGCCCGAACUCGGUCAUGGCCUCCUCGGUCAUGGCCCCCUCGCCGUCCCAGAGCUCGGCCUCGGCUCAGCGGCCGGAUCUGCCGUCGCACGGCAAGUCGGGAGCCUUCCGAGGGCCGACCAGCAUGGCCUUCAGCCUCGACGUCGCCAACACGACCAUCUCGAACAUGGGCUACCGCGGCAUCGAUGACGUCAACGUCGACGUCGACGACGACGACGACGCCGACCAGCACUUGGCCGACGGUCCCAUGCGGAUGCGGAUGCUCGACGCGCCCCACGAUCCGCUCUACGAUUUCGACAAGGACGAAAUGGUUCGGCUCUGUCGUUUUCACGAAGACGAGAUCGGCAUCAUGUAUCCCGUCCUCAGCAUCCACGUCGUCAUCACCCACGCCAAGACGAUUGCCUCGUACCUCGAGUCUUCGCGGAGCCAGCAGAGGCCCCUGGAGUCCAUCAACGACGACAAGACGCUGCAGCUCAAGAUGGUCAUGUGCUGCGCCCUCGCGGUUGAGAACCACGGCCACAGCGACAAGGCGAUUCGCCUCUUGGAGAGCAUGGAGGCCGUCGUGAAUCGAAAGCUCAUGUCCGACGUCAGCGACGUCGCCAACCUUCCGCUUCUCUGUCUCCUCGCCGGCUACCGCUUCCUGUCCAACGAUGAGAUCCUCGCCUGGCGAGUCAUGGGGCAGGUCGUCCGGCUCUGCGUCGAGCUCGGCAUCCACCAGAAGAGGGUUCUCAUGAAGAUCCAGGACGAGACGGAGCGGAGGAACGCCCUCAACAGCUUCUGGUCCGCCAUCGUCCUCGACCGCCGCUGGGGCUUCGCCACGGGCCUGCCGUUUGCCCUCAAGGACGAGGAGAUUGACCCGCAGCUGCCCUACCCUGAUGAAUUCCCCUUUCUCGUCGCCAUGAUUUCCUACUCCCGACUCGGCGCCAAAGUCUGGCGUCAGGUCUCCCAUUUCGGCCCCGUCUUGGCCCGAGAGCUGCAGCUCGAAGAGAUUGACAACCUCGAUCGCGAGAUCUUGCAAUGGUACGAGAGCGUGCCGGACGAGGUCAAGGUCCAGAACUGGGACAAGGAGAAGCAGAUGACGUCGACGCCGUCGUACAACUUGCAACGGCUGAGAAUUUGGACCUAUCUGCGACUGAACCAGAUCCGGAUAUGGCUGUACACGCCAAUACUGCACAGCGCGACGAGCAUCAUGCAGAACCCCCAGCUAGCGCAGCAAGUCGUCGAUCUCGCCAAGGAUACCAUACAGUACCUGAACCACCUCAACAGCACGACGAACCUGUACCGCAGAGCCCAGGUCUUUUACCACCAGUUUUUGACCUCGGCCAUCGCUGUCGUCUUCCUUGCCUCGGUCCACGCCCCGGUGCGCUUCAGCGCCAUCUGCCGCGAGGAGUUCUACAUGGCCCUCGACCUCGUCAAGGACCUCUCGGCCAUGAGCUGGGUCUCGAAGCGUCUCUGGCGCACCAUUAAGUCGCUCAAGGAUGUCGCGCCUCGCUUCGGCCUGAAUCCCGACGACGAUCCUCAUUCGAACGCCGCCCUGGGCAUGAUCGGCCUCGCUCGUGGACACAUGGAGCCGGCUCCCGUCGGGCAAACCCCCUUCCCCAUGACCAUACCUGCACUCCAGCAACCGGUCCCGGAGCCGCAGGUUGGCCACAACGGCAAGAGGAUACAGAGCGAGCUUUCGAGAAUCUUUGAGGGCUACGUCGGCCUCAACGGUUUCCAAUUUGACACGGGCGACACCCAAGUGUCCCCUCCUUCGGACCUACCUCCCGAAUCCAACGGUGCGCUGUUUCCGACGGCCGGAACCGUGUUUCCUCAUUUUCGGGAGAUGUACUGA